Messenger RNA from Gossypium arboreum, 1522 nucleotides. Its product is annotated as probable galacturonosyltransferase-like 1. Gene Ontology annotation, molecular function: glycosyltransferase activity. NCBI's taxonomy places the organism in Eukaryota, Viridiplantae, Streptophyta, Magnoliopsida, Malvales, Malvaceae. The transcript has a single exon. Gene Ontology annotation, cellular component: Golgi apparatus. The record is from RefSeq and is a predicted model, not a curated record. Bases 187 to 1236 code for a protein of 349 amino acids.
AAGGAGACGAAGGUGUUAUUUGGAAGCAGUGAAUGGCGUUGGACUUUGUUUUUCCCUUCGAUUCCUUCUUCUUCCAUUCGAAGAAACCACCUUUCUUAUCCAAACUCCCUUUUCUUUACAUUUAAUAUCAACCGUCUAUUCAGAUACAGAGUUAAUAUUGUAUGUAUUUAUAUUGACUCUGUGCUGAUGAUGAAAGUAAUUUGUACAAUGGCUCAUCUUCCCCUUCGCUUAGUAAUUUUCACCAUCUUAAUAACCAUGGUUGCCACCGUCACACCAAUAACCCAUCAACAUUUCAAAGAAGCCUCUAAAUUCUAUAAUUCUCCGGCUUGCCUUUCAAUAUCUGAACCCUAUAUUUUAUGCUCCCAUCAAGCGCUUCAUUUGGCAAUGACCAUCGACAAAGCUUACAUCAGGGGAUCCAUGGCCGCUAUUCUUUCCGUACUUCAACACUCCUCUUGUCCCCACAACAUUGCCUUCCAUUUCCUCAUCUCCGCCACCGCAAACGCCUCACUUUUACGCGCCACCAUAUCCUCCUCCUUCCCUUACCUCUACUUCAGACUCUACCCUUUUGAUCACUCUUCUGUUGCGCCUCUUAUUUCAACCUCAAUCCGUUCAGCUUUAGAUUGCCCUUUGAACUACGCUCGAAUCUACUUAGCUUCUCUCCUUCCUUCAUGCAUCCACCGUGUUUUGUAUCUUGACUCGGACCUGAUUCUCGUUGACGACGUUGCUGAACUCGCCGCGAUCCAACUCGGAGAUAACUCAGUUUUGGCGGCAACAGAAUAUUGCAGUGCCAACUUCGUUUCUUACUUUACUCCCACGUUUUGGUCCAACCCUUGUUUAUCCUUAACUUUUGCGAAUCGUAAAGCUUGUUAUUUCAACACAGGAGUAAUGGUGAUGGAUCUUGAUCGAUGGAGAGAAGGGGAUUACACGAGGAAGAUAGAAGAAUGGAUGGAGAUUCAAAAAAGAAUGAGGAUUUAUGAGUUGGGUUCAUUGCCGCCGUUUUUAUUAGUUUUCGCCGGGAACAUAGUUCCGGUGGAUCACAGGUGGAAUCAACAUGGGCUUGGGGGUGAUAACUUUGAUGGUCUUUGCCGGGAUUUGCAUCCUGGCCCGGUUAGUGUUUUACAUUGGAGUGGAAAAGGGAAGCCAUGGGCGAGGCUUGAUGCUAAAACACCCUGCCUUUUGGAUGCUUUGUGGGCAUCUUAUGAUCUCAUGGAUACUUCAUUUGCUUUUGAUUCUUGAAUCGAAUGCCAAAAUUAUGCUUCGGGUGUAAGUUUUUGUUGGCUAGGAAAGUGACGGAAUCGUCGAGAAACGGUGGAGCUAUAAAAGCUCUAAGCUGCAAUAAUGCCAGGGCGGAGCUUUAGCUAUGUGUUUACAAACGAUUGACGGAUUAAAUUAAAUGUGAACCAAAUUGCUUUAAUCCUCAACAGGUUUCAACUUUGAUUAUAGGAGUAACAAGGAUGUUAUUAGCAAUUACAUGUUUUUUAAUUAAUAAAUAUUAAAAUUAAUGUCUAUAAUCAAACAUAAA